Coffea eugenioides is the source of this 2047-nucleotide messenger RNA. Its product is annotated as galactoside 2-alpha-L-fucosyltransferase-like. Gene Ontology annotation, biological process: cell wall biogenesis; xyloglucan biosynthetic process. Gene Ontology annotation, molecular function: galactoside 2-alpha-L-fucosyltransferase activity. NCBI's taxonomy places the organism in Eukaryota, Viridiplantae, Streptophyta, Magnoliopsida, Gentianales, Rubiaceae. The record is from RefSeq and is a predicted model, not a curated record. Gene Ontology annotation, cellular component: Golgi apparatus; membrane. The coding region runs from base 155 to 1912 and encodes 585 amino acids. The transcript has 2 exons.
UAGACCCCUGAUAACCCCACAGAUUACCCAGUCAAUUUCCCUUUUCUGUUAAUAAUUCUUGAAUUUCGACUUAAACCCAAGAAUUCUCUGCCGACAUUGCACAUUGCAUCCCUCUCCAAAGUCCAGUCGAUUUCUUGAUUUGCAGAAGCCAAGCAUGGACUGUCUAGAGAUGACAAAGUUGAAGAGCAACUUCAGUAAUGAUGACCAAAUAAAGCCUCACGAGGGUCCUGCAAAAGACACCAUUUUCAGGAGUCAAGAAGCAAGAUGCUCUGAGAAUCCAAUCAAAGUAUUUGGGAUUUUCGUCGGUUGCUUCAUGGGAUUCUUUGUUAUGUUCUCAGUAUUGAAGAAUCCUUCAUCUUCUGAAGCCAGGCUUCUUGAUUCCAGACCUUUUGGAAAAGGUGAUGCUGUGGUUGAUAUUCCGAAACAGAAUAUAGUUAAAAGAGACAAUUUUCCCGAGCCUGUUGAGAAACCACAGGAUAAGCUUCUUGGUGGUCUUCUACCUGCAGGAUUGGAUGAAAAAUCAUGUUUAAGUAGGUAUCAAUCGGUCUUGUACCGCAAGCAACAAAGUGGCCGGCCUUCUUCCCAUCUUAUCUCUAGAUUACGCGGAUAUGAAGCCUUGCAUAAACGAUGUGGACCAUUCACAGAUUCCUACAACAGAACUUUGGAAUAUCUCAAGUCAAGCAGCCAUGGUGAAGACACCAAUUCCACAGGUUGCAAGUACAUUGUCUGGAUUCACCCAAUCCAAGGUUUAGGAAACAGAAUACUUAGUUUGGCAUCUGCUUUUCUUUAUGCUCUGCUAACAGAUAGAGUCCUACUUGUUGAUCCUGGUGGCUACAUACCUGAUCUUUUUUGUGAACCAUUUCCUGGGGUUUCCUGGUUGCUUCCCUCUGAUUUCCCAAUUGCAGAAAAGUUCAAUAGCUUUGACAAAAAAUCUCCUGAAAGCUAUGGUAAUUUGCUGAAAACCAAUGUUCUCCACAAUUCAACUUUGUAUUCACUGCCACCAUUUAUCUAUCUCCAUCUACUUCAUGACUAUGAUAAAGGUGACAUGCUUUUCUUCUGUGAUCAAGAUCAAGCUAUUCUCAAAGAAGUACCUUGGAUGAUUUUGAAGUCAAAUAACUAUUUUAUCCCAUCUCUCUUUUUGAUCCCAUCUUUUGAGCAAGAACUGAAUGAUCUCUUUCCUGAGAAAGGAGCUGUAUUCCAUUACUUAGGCCAGUAUCUCUUUCAUCCAACAAACUCUGUCUGGGGGCUAAUUACCAGGUAUUACAACACUUACUUAGCCAAAGCAGAUGAAAAGAUAGGCAUCCAGAUAAGAGUCCUUGAAACAGAAACUGGUCCUUUUAAGUAUGUUUUGGAUCAAGUUUUGGCUUGUGUAAUGAAGGAGAAUCUACUGCCACAAGUCAAUGAGAAAGAAGAUCUAAUGGUUCCAUAUGGGAGACCUAAUAAAACUAGAGCUGUCUUGAUGACAUCUUUAAACUCUGGAUAUUUUGAGGCAAUAAGAGAUAUAUAUUGGGAACAUCCAACUAUCACAGGAGAAGUGAUUGAAGUAUACCAGCCAAGCAAUGAAGAGUACCAACAUACUGAGAAUCAGAUGCACAACAUGAAAACAUGGGCUGAAAUUUAUCUUCUGAGCUUGACAGAUAAGUUGGUCACAAGCGCAUGGUCAACUUUUGGUUAUGUUGCCCAAAGUCUUGGAGGUCUGAAGCCAUGGAUACUUUAUAUGCCUGAGAAUCGUACUACACCAGAUCCACCGUGUCAACAUGCUUUGUCAAUGGAACCAUGUUUCCAUGCCCCUCCAACUUAUGACUGCAAAGAGAAGGGAGGGAUUGACACCAGUAAACUUUCCCCUCAUGUCCAGCAUUGUGAAGAUAGGAGCUGGGGUCUUAAACUUGUUGAUGGAGACAAUCGUUUGUGACCAUUGCAUUCGUUUUUGUUCCUAUACAAUCAGACUUUAUUUGAUCUUGAUCAGUCUCAUUUGUCACUGUAAUGACUCUAGAUAUUUUCACUAGAUAUUUUCAGCAGAAAUGUAUCUGCCAUGCUUUCCAUUUCA